Aureobasidium namibiae CBS 147.97 is the source of this 1977-nucleotide messenger RNA. RefSeq names its product voltage-gated potassium channel. The record is from RefSeq and is a predicted model, not a curated record. Gene Ontology annotation, molecular function: potassium ion leak channel activity. Gene Ontology annotation, cellular component: membrane. The annotation marks the transcript as partial. The transcript has 4 exons. Lineage: Eukaryota; Fungi; Ascomycota; Dothideomycetes; Dothideales; Saccotheciaceae. Gene Ontology annotation, biological process: potassium ion transmembrane transport; stabilization of membrane potential.
AGUCGCUAUUGGUUCGAGUCGACGGCAUGUCCUUUGAUCGCAGGUACAUUUGGACCCAUGGCCUCGGCCUUCUCCAUAUGUGCCUUAUCUUCCAGUUGGAGAGUUUACAUACCACCUGGAGGUACCGUCAAUAAUGGAACAACCAUCGACGACCCGAAAUGGCUACUUGCGAUCAACGCUAUCUCUCUGGCUCUUGCUCUGAUCGCAAACGGAUCGUUACUACUCAACAUGGCUCAUCGUCUGCGGUUCUCAAUAGCGCAACCAAUUACCAUUGUUGGCUUCACCGUCUCCUCAGGACUCUUGAUCGCGGAUAUCAUUGCUUUGUCCAUCUCGCAUAAUUAUCAACUUCCCUCGAGCUCUCCUGCUUACACUGCUGCUCACCAUGCCUUGACCUCGGCAUUCUACUACGCCAUCAUGGCUGCUGGCAUCUAUCUGAUCAUCGCCCUUCUCAUGUGCCUGACCGUGUACGGUGCUUGGAAGGGACACUACGCGAGACAAUUCAACCUGACUACAUCUCAGCGGACUUUGAUGCUGCAGACCAUGAGCUUCUUUACUUAUCUCCUACUCGGUGCUCUGGUGUUCAGUCACAUUGAAGAGUGGGAAUAUCUGGAUGCCGUGUACUGGGCAGAUGUGACGCUACUCACAGUCGGCCUCGGUGACUAUUCGCCGACCAAACACACCGCCCGAUCUUUGUUCUUUCCCUACGCCAUCGGUGGCAUCGUCAUCCUCGGUCUCGUCGUCGGCUCCAUCCGCAGUCUAGUUCUAGAACGAGGACAAAAGAAGAUAUCCGCCAGGAUGAUGGAGAAAAAGCGACUUCGAGCCGUCAAUAGCGUUGGCAAUGGCAAACAACGCAUGCGCAUAAGCCGAUUCCAAACGAUAAAAUUUGUUGAGAGUUACACGCAUGCUGCUCAGAGACGAGAGCAAGAGUUCAAGGCGAUGAGAAGAGUGCAGGAAUGUGCUGAGAGAGAUCGCAAAUGGGUUGCCUUGGCUGUUUCUACGACGGCUGCGUUUGUGCUUUGGCUUGCUGGCUCUGCCAUCUUCCAUGUUGCGGAGAGAGAGCAACAUUGGACUUACUUCCAGACGAUGUACUUUACCUAUACUUGUCUGCUCACGAUCGGCUAUGGAGAUUUUACACCAACAUCGAACUCUAGUAAAGCCUUCUUCGUCCUGUGGUCUCUUCUAGCCGUACCCACCCUCACGAUCCUGAUCUCAGACAUGGGCGACACAGUAGUCCAACUCUUCUCCAACUUCACAGUCUGGAUUGGUUCCCUCACCGUCCUCCCUUCCGAACAAGGCAUUAGAUCUGCCAUGAGAAAUGCCUGGGAUUCCCUCACCGCAACCCACCCUUCCCACCACAAACACCACGAUGCGCAUCCAGGCGGCGUAAGCCAAACCGAAGGCGCCAACGCCGACGACUCAGCCGCCCAACACAUGUCCAUGACAGACCGCAUAGCCGACCGCAUGGCCAAGCACCUGGAAGCCGAAGAACUCGAAGACGCCUUGGCCGCAGAACAACACGGCGAAACCCUCGAACGCGACAUCCACUUCUACAAUUUCCUGCUCGCACGCGAAACCCAGCGAAUGAUGAAAGACCUAAACGCUUCACCACCCAAACGCUACGAAUGGGGCGAAUGGGAGUAUUUCCUCAAGCUCAUGGCAAAUGACGCUGAUGCCUACGAUAUCAACGGCGAGAAAAUCGUGCCUGAGGAGUUGAGAUUGCCGGAGACAAGGGAAGAGUGGAAGAGGAAACAUGUUGAUCAUAGGUGGUCUUGGUUGAGUAGAGCCAGCCCGUUGAUGGGGAAUAAGUCAGAGACUGAGUGGAUCUUGGAGAGGUUGGGAGCUUGUUUGGAAAAGGAGUUGCGUGAGUCGAGAUUGUUGCCAUAUCGGACUAGAGAGGAGAAGAGAAGGCCACCAGUGAGUAUGGGUGAUAUGAUACGGAGAGGAAGGAAGAAGCAACAGGAAGACGACAGCCCUUGA